UCAAAGCGUGAAUCGAUAUCUUUCGUUAAGGUAGACGUAUAUAUAUAUAGAUUUGGGUAUACAUGCACAUGUAGUUUAAAAGUUUGAAUGGUAGAUAUCUAAGUGUUGCUUUUAAUACAAUGGAACCUGUGUCAAAGAAAUUAAAAGUUGAGGAUGACAGUUCAGCUUCUGCCCCAAAACCGUUCACACAGAAAGGGUCACAUGAUGACGAAGUUACAUUGGAUUUUGGAGAGGAGAAACUUUACGUCCCGCAAAUUUUUUUAUGUUUAGCCUCCCCAGUAUUCGAGGCAAUGUUUAGAAAUGAGUUUAGAGAGAAGAAAGAGAAACGUGUGGCGAUGACUUGGAAAUCAUAUGAAAACUUCCUUGACUUCCUGAUGUGUAUUCAUCCAAGAUAUCAAAAAGCAGUACACGAACUGAAUGUGCUUCGUAUUGUUCCCUUAGCUGAGGAGUAUCAAGUGACUGCGAUGGUAACAAAAUGUAAGGCUGCUAUGAAGUGGAUGUUGUCAAAAGCAGAGGAAACAGCCAAAGGAGGCGCAUUUAUCAUAGAAUUACAACUUCAACCAUUGAAGAAAUGUUUUACUGUAUUGCAUUCAGCAGUUUCUCUUAAUUACACAGACAUAUCGGUUUUAGCUGUCAAUUAUAUUGCCCAAUUUGGAUAUUGUCUGUACAAUGACACUGAUUAUAGUAAGAAUGAUGUAUUCCGUAAUAAUACCUUAGAUGGCAAAAUAAACAACGUGACGACAUACGGAGAAGUCCGAAAAGAAUGUCAAGCUUUAUUUAAAAGUCUGCCAGAUGAUAUUCGCUGCAAGAUUCUUUCAGAAAGAUUAAAGAAAGUCAAUAACAAUGAUUUUAAGUAUUAGAUAGUAACCAAAAUAAAGAUUUCACACAGUCGUAGUGAUUGAACUGUUGAAAUGAGUAUUUCAAAGAAACAAUUCACUGAACAACAAGGUAUAUAAAUUUAUAUAUCUUUGAUAGUCAAAGCCAAACGAACAAUGACCAGUACUGAUAUAAAUACAUGGGUGUAGAUUAUAAAGGCGAACAAAAAUUAUUUAAAAGAAGCUUCAGUAAAUUUAGAAAAUUUGAUUUGAACAAAAAUGUUUUACCUAGUAGCUGGCGCGAAUUGUAAGAAUAAAGAAAGAAACAAGA
Ruditapes philippinarum (Manila clam) is the source of this 1146-nucleotide messenger RNA. RefSeq lists its product as uncharacterized. The coding region runs from base 120 to 860 and encodes 246 amino acids. The record is from RefSeq and is a predicted model, not a curated record. Lineage: Eukaryota; Metazoa; Mollusca; Bivalvia; Venerida; Veneridae. The transcript is spliced from 2 exons. Gene Ontology annotation, molecular function: protein binding.